AUGGAUUCUGGUCAAGACGACGCUACGCCGGGCGGUUCGCAAACCCCCACUGGAACGUCUCACAGCUCGCAUCCCGUCGAGCAAGGACCCGACUCUGAGCUGCGAGAUCGAUCAGACUCCCGCCAGAGCGGCCCCACCCCUUCGCAGCUUCCGUCGAGCCCCCGAAUCAACACUUCGAUGCCCUCGAUCGGCGGCAGCUCGAAUCCCGUCGAAACUCCCAGCGCGCAAUCGGCCUGGAGUGCCACGUCCGAUCACCAACCUGGUCAUGGAAGCCAGGCAGACCCACUCGACCGGGUCUUUCCCAUCCGCUCCGUCAUCAGCGUGGCUCCCUCAGGUAGGACCUCGGGUGAAUAUUUCCCACGAAUGCCGCCAGAGGCCGGUGGCAUGUCCCACGCACAGGGUAGCUCUCAGCCCGAGACUCCAAGCAGGCGCACCGGCAGCAUUACAAGUGACUCCGUGCUGUCUUCAGCCGCGCCACUCCCGUAUUCACGUGGAGACGAUGCACACCGUAGGACACGAUCGACUACUACGGGGCCCAGAUCAAGUGUGCAGGGCGACUCUGAGCGGCUUGGAUCAGGCCCCUUGGCCUUAUUUGACGACGAGUCUGAUGAGGAGGAAUCUGAGCCAGCCGGGGACGUGCGCUCGAGCCAGUUUGGGGGAAGCUCGAUUGGACGAGGAUCUACCAGCGGGCUUCCUGACGCCGCUUUAGAUGGACUCAUGACCUCGCGUUUCAAGCAUGUCAUGACUGAUGACGGCCAUCUGGUUAUCACGGGAAGGGAUGGAACAUUGCAGAGGUGUGAGGAUGAGCCGAUUCAUGCUCCGGGUGCCGUCCAGGGCUUCGGGCUCCUGCUCGCCAUACGUGAAGAAAGCGAUGGGCGCUUCACCGUGAGAUAUGUCAGCGAAAAUUCGAAGCGAAUCAUUGGCUAUACGCCCCUCGACCUUUUUCGUCUCAACAACUUCACGGAUAUCCUCACCGAGGAGCAGGCGGACAAUCUCCUGGACCACAUCGAUUUUAUUCGAGAUGAGGAUGCUGAUCCAGCUAUCAAUGGCCCCGAAGUGUUCAGCAUGUCUAUACGGCCACCGAAGAGAAGAUCAGUCAAGCUCUGGUGUGCUAUUCACGCUCACGCAGCACAUCCGGAUCUGAUUAUAUGUGAAUUCGAGCUAGAUGAUGACCACGACUUUCCAUUGAGGCCGGAAGACGACCGCACUCCAGACCUCCCAGCAGACACGCUUCGAGCAAAUCCAACCAUGGAUGAGCUUACCGAAAGCACGGAGGUUUCGAGUAAGCCAUUGAGAGUCCUGAGAAGUGCCCGCAAAAGAAGGGGUGAAGCCGGUGCCAUGCAGGUCUUCGACAUCAUGUCCCAGGUUCAGGAGCAGCUUGCCUCUGCGACAAACCUGGAACGCUUCCUGAAGAUUCUCGUGGGAAUAGUCAAGGAGCUGACCGGUUUCCACCGGGUCAUGAUAUAUCAAUUCGAUACGUCGUUCAAUGGCAAAGUUGUCACGGAACUUGUCGAUCCCAUCCAGACCAAAGACCUCUACAAGGGCCUGAACUUCCCUGCAUCAGAUAUCCCCAAGCAGGCUCGAGAUCUCUACAAGAUCAACAAGGUGCGACUUCUCUACGACCGGGACCAGGAGACUGCGAGACUUGUCUGUCGCACAAAAGAGGAUCUCGAUAUCCCACUGGAUAUGACGCACUCAUACCUUCGAGCCAUGUCGCCAAUCCAUAUCAAGUAUCUCAAAAACAUGGAGGUUCGCUCGUCCAUGUCGAUCUCAAUCAACGCUUUCAAUGAGCUCUGGGGACUUAUUGCCUGCCAUUCGUACGGAAAUAAGGGCAUGCGUGUAUCGUUCCCUAUCAGGAAGAUGUGCCGCCUCGUCGGCGAUACCGUGUCAAGGAACAUCGAGCGCCUUUCAUAUGCGUCGAGACUCCAGGCUCGCAAGCUCAUCAACACUGUUCCUACUGAUAAGAACCCUUCAGGCUACAUUAUUGCGUCGUCCGAUGACUUGCUGAAAUUAUUCGAUGCGGACUUCGGCAUGCUUUCGAUCAAAGGAGAAACAAAGUUCAUGGGUCGGCUCGAUCACUCCCAAGAAGCUCUCGCCAUGCUCGAGUAUCUCAGGGUCCGCAAGUUCAGCUCAGUCUUGACCACACAGGACGUCAAGGUGGAUUUCCCAGAUCUGCACUAUCCACCAGGGUUUCAUUCCAUUGCGGGGCUCUUGUACGUUCCGCUCAGCGUUGGUGGCAACGACUUCAUUGUCUUCUUCAGGAAGGGCCAGGUGCGGGAGGUGAAGUGGGCUGGCAACCCGUAUGAAAAGAUCAUCCAAGAGGGGACUCAGAAUUACCUUGAGCCGAGGAAGAGUUUCCAGGUGUGGCAUGAGACUAUCCUUGGUAAAUGCCGCGAGUGGUCUGAGGAGCAGAUAGAGACUGCGGCGGUCCUAUGCCUUGUUUAUGGUAAAUUCAUCGAAGUCUGGAGGCAAAAGGAGGCUGCUCUUCAGAACAGCCGCCUGACAAAACUCCUGCUGGCCAACUCUGCGCACGAGGUGCGAACGCCCCUCAACGCCAUCAUUAAUUAUCUAGAAAUAGCUCUCGAGGGAACUUUGGACCAGGAGACCAGAGACAACCUCGCCAGGUCGCAUUCCGCUUCCAAGUCACUCAUCUACGUCAUCAAUGAUCUUCUCGACCUCACUCAAACGGAAGAAGGUAAUAGUCUGGUGAAGGAUGAGGUCUUUGAAUUCCUUGCGUGCAUCAGAGAGGCGACAGAUCCCUUCCGGAACGAUGCAAAGAGGAAGGGAAUCGAGUACGAAGUCGUGGAGCACCCGGGACUGCCGACAUACGUUUAUGGCGAUCAAAGGAGACUCCGCCAGGCCGUAUCCAACGUGACAGCCAAUGCAGUACAACACACAUCCGAGGGACACGUCAAAAUCGAAGUGUAUUCUGCUGAGGUUCAAGAAUCCAAGGUGCGCGUUGAAAUCAUUGUGCAAGACACGGGCCGUGGAAUGAGCAACUCCCAGCUGGAUGCAUUGUUCCGCGAGCUGGAACAGGUCUCGACUGAGGAGGAAAAGCUUUCAGAGGAGGAUGAAGAGGCUGCCAAGGAUAAAUCAGAGACACUAGGUCUCGGACUCGCAGUAGUGGCACGAAUUGUUCGGAACAUGGAUGGGCAGCUGCGUCUGAAAUCUGAGGCCGGGAAAGGCUCUCGAUUCGUCAUCCAACUUCCGUUUGAGAUGCCACCAAACGAUUCGCCGGUGGCUCAGGACGACUCAGGACCUGGCUCAAAAUCCGUGACGGGCUCGGCCGCUUCUGUGUCGACAACGCGUCCGCCUGCUCGGGAAGGCGAGGUCAUGCUUGUUGACCGUGGGAGCAGCACGACUGCUCCAAAGCACACGAUAACACCUAAACGGAGCUUCGAGGAUAACAUCAGCCUUGAUAGUCACCGGACUGGAACUAGCCGGGGUAGUGCCCAGAGUUCCAAGAGUGACGCUGACAGGCUCAUCGAUGCUAUUCAGACUCCUCUAGGUAUCGGAGAGCCGGAGACGGAAGUCGUCAGCGCACAACGUCGAAAUUCGAAGGGGGCUUACUAUAGCGGUGGUUCUCGACAUACGGCAUCACGGUCAAUGAGUCCCAGUCGACCUUUUGGAAGGCCGAGUGGGUUGCUGAGAUCGGUAUCGUCGCCGGGCAACAACAACACAGGGCAAGAAGUUGGUGACGCCGCGCCCGAUCCCCCAGUUGGGAUCGACUAUGUCACCGACAGCAAAACCCCUAUUCGGCCUGUCAAGAUUCCCGACGAGUUUCAAGAGCAACCGGAAGCACCAGCGCAGCCUAGCGAGACCUCGGGCGUUUUGUUCGAGCUUGGUGACGAAAAACCAUCACCUAAGCCCAAGGCCAAUCCCAAUGCGACAACAAUCGAUGGCAAUGUUCACAAGGCUAGACAGCCAGAAUCCGCCAAAUUGAGGGUGCUCGUGGCGGAAGAUGACCCCAUCAACAUGAAGAUACUACGCAAGCGACUGGAGAAGGCGGGCCAUGUCGUACACCAUACGGUGAACGGCGAAGACUGCGCGGCAGCUUACAAGGAAAGAGCCGCCGAAUUUGAUGUAGUCCUCAUGGACAUGCAGAUGCCUCUUAUGGACGGCCUGACAUCCACCAAAACGAUACGUGCGAUUGAGCACUCAGGCGAGCAUGAUCGCCUCUCUGCCAUUUCUUCGAACCACGGUAGAAUCCCCAUCUUUGCGGUUUCGGCCUCUCUGCUGGAGCGUGAGAGGGAGACCUACACGACGGCUGGAUUCGACGGCUGGAUUCUAAAGCCCAUCGAUUUCAAGAGGCUCGAAACCUUACUUUUCGGUAUCAUUGACGACAAGACUCGGAACGACGCCCUGUAUGUGGCUGGCCAAUGGGAGCGAGGCGGCUGGUUCAGGAGGAGGCUGGAGCUCCCCUCCGAGAACAAGGCCAAGGACGCCCCUCCUCUGAGGGCAGUAGAGCUGCAUGGUAACGAGAUCAGUGCCGCGAGGGACAGCAUGCGUUGA
Diaporthe amygdali is the source of this 4512-nucleotide messenger RNA. RefSeq lists its product as uncharacterized. Gene Ontology annotation, molecular function: protein binding; phosphorelay sensor kinase activity. Bases 1 to 4512 code for a protein of 1503 amino acids. Gene Ontology annotation, biological process: regulation of DNA-templated transcription; phosphorelay signal transduction system; phosphorylation. Lineage: Eukaryota; Fungi; Ascomycota; Sordariomycetes; Diaporthales; Diaporthaceae. The transcript is spliced from 4 exons. The record is from RefSeq and is a predicted model, not a curated record.